This is a messenger RNA of Morchella sextelata, 789 nucleotides long. RefSeq lists its product as uncharacterized. The transcript has a single exon. The coding region runs from base 1 to 789 and encodes 262 amino acids. The record is from RefSeq and is a predicted model, not a curated record. Lineage: Eukaryota; Fungi; Ascomycota; Pezizomycetes; Pezizales; Morchellaceae.
AUGUGGAUGUAUCCUACAAUCAACCCUGCGAUCACGCCUCAAGAAUUUGCAUGGUUACAACAACAAAGAGCGGCUGGCGUAUUUGGACCGCAACCAACAGCACAGCUGCCUGGGCAUGUGGCAUUGGUGCCCUCAAUGAGCAAUUCCCCAGUCACCAACACCGCUUUGGCCAACGGCUGGGAACACAGCUGUCAUUGUGGGCCUGAGUGUAAUUGCUUGGGCUGUGCAACACAUCCAUUUAAUCGGAGGACGGUGGAGCAUGUACGGGAGAUGCAGUCGUUCAUGGCCGUAGACAAUGGAUCUCUGAGUCCGCAGUCGCACCCGAAUCCUACAAUCCAUAACCAUCCACACGGCCUUGUUCAACAGCUUUCGCACCCACAAUCCCAACCAAACAGUUUCGAAGCGAAUGGGAUGUCGCUUUCGUCGCCUGUAGCUGGUGCACCAUCGUCAGGGACAUGCUGUGGAAGUAGAGGUAGCCCGGCAAAGCGGAUUUCACCUACACCGGAAGAGGAGGACAUAGGCCCAGACGGAAGCCCGAGUGGCACCCCGAGUGGCACCCCGAGUGGCACCCCGAGUGGCACUGACGCUGUUGAUGAGCUCUCACCAAGCAAUUUCCUAUACUUUGAUUAUCCGCUCGGAAUGUGCGCGCAGACUGAGGCUGGAUGUAAGUGCGGCGAGGGAUGCACUUGUGUUGGCUGCAUCACGCACGGAGGGCAUGAUGGUGUAGAGUUGGAAGCCCCUGUACAGGCGCCAGAGUGGGAAGCGUGGGAGAUAGAAGAAGGCACCUGA